GUCACAAUUUCAAAGAGGCGAAGACACUCCGAUGAACCUCCAAACUCAAUGACACCCUGUCUCUUGAACUCACCCCCUUUCCCUUCUCUUUCUCCAUGGACUCUCGCAACCCGAACCCACCUUGCAUGCGGGUCCUAACCCGACCCCCCACACCCACACCUGCACCUGGACCCACACCCACUUCCUCUUCCUCUCCAGAUCCCCAACCAUCAUCCCAGUCCCAUCCUCGCUCCCUGGAAGGUGUAGUGGUGGUUGGGUUCCUUUCCCGGAGCCCCGACCACUCUACACACCUUAUCAAUCGGAUCCUUGACUCCAACGCAUUCGGUUCGGGUCAUCUCGACAAAACAUUGUUUGUGGAUAAAGAGGAAGUUAAGGAUUGGUUUAAGAAGAGGAAAAUCAGUUAUUACCAUGAAGAAGAGAAAGGACUCUUGUUCUUGCAGUUUUGCUCGAUCCGCUGCCCCAUUAUUCAUGGGUUCUCGAAUUCGGGUUUGGAAGAGCUGGAGUUUGAAGAACUUCAGGGUUUGCUCUUCAUGUUCUCUGUUUGCCAUGUGAUACUAUAUAUACAGGAGGGUUCACGUUUUGACACUCAUGUUUUGCAAAAGUUUAGGCUUUUACAAGCAUCUAAGCAUGCACUAACUCCAUAUGUGAGAUCGAGAACUAUCCCGCCACUGUCAUCUAGGCCUCAUUCUUCGUUGUCUUCAUCUAGGCUGGCUUCUUCGACUGGUUCUUCUCCGGUUAGAAGUGGUAGUUUCACGAGUCGCAAUUCUUCAGCUGUUUCUAUUAUGUCUGGUUUAGGUUCCUAUGUGUCGUUGUUUCCAGGAUAUUGUACUCCAGUGAUGCUCUUUGUAUUCGUCGAUGAUUUCUUGGAUGUGCUGAAUUCUGGUUCUAGUGUGGAGGAGUCAACUGAUAGUUCCUCAUUCAAUCAAUCUUCUGGUUUGAGUAGUGUGGCUAGGUCAAAUGCACCUGCAAAAGGUUCUGGUUCAGUUGUUGUGCUAGCACGCCCUGUAAGUAAAUCAGAAGGUGGUUUCAGGAAGAAACUGCAGUCAUCUCUUGAAGCACAGAUUCGUUUUCUGAUAAAGAAAUGCCGAACACUAUCAGGUUCUGAAAGUGGUCAUACUGGUUCGAGAAGUGGGGCUGUUUCAAGUUCUGCACCCUUGUUUUCACUUGACGCAUCAAGAUCUGUUGUGUUGCUUGACAGGUCUGCUAAUCUGAGGGGUGAAUCGUUGGAGUUUGCUACUGAUCUCGUGGAAGAUAUUUUGAAUGGAAAAGCAACCCCUGAUUCUCUUUUGCUUGAAAGGCAUAGUCAGAAUGCAAACAAAGAGGACAUUUUAUCCAUAAAGGAGUUCAUUUACAGGCAGUCUGAUAUUUUGAGAGGAAAAGGGGGGUUGGUUACUGGCACAAACAGUGGCUCUGCAGCUGGUGUUGGCAUGGUUGCAGUUGCUGCAGCUGCAGCUGCAGCUUCAGCUUCAGCUGGGUCUGGAAAGACAUUGACUACUCCUGAACUUCCAAGUUUGGAAAUAUGGUUAUCAUCCAGUCAACUUAUUCUAAAUGGAAUUCUUUCUGCAAAACGCAGUUGUAUUGAUGAAACUGAAGUUGUUAAAAGGAAACCUCGUCAACGAAACACUGGUUUAGCUCAAGUUGAAGGAACUUCAAGGGUUAUGGAUCCUCUAGAUGUUGCAGUAUAUUUGCUGGAAAAUAGCAGAGGACUUAACACAAAAUUUUCGACUUCGUGGUGUGAAAAAGCUCUUCCAACUGCAAAGAAUGAGUAUUUGAAGGAUUUGCCUGCUUGUUAUGCCACUGCACAGCAUGAGGCCCAUUUAGAAAAAGCAUUGCGUGCUUUCCUGUCCAUGGUCAGGGGACCUGCAGUUCAACUGUUUGCUAAAAAGCUGGAGGAUGAAUGCACAUCCAUCUGGAAAUCUGGGAGGCAGCUAUGUGAUGCUGUUAGUUUGACGGGGAAACCGUGCAUGCACCAGAGACACAAUGUCGAUACUGGUGAGCCGCAUAAUGAUGCUGCAGCCAAGCCACAUUCAAGUGGAUACUUUUUCCUUCAUGCUUGUGCCUGUGGUCGAUCACGUCAACUACUGUCUGACCCUUUUGAUUUUGAAUCAGCAAAUGUAUCCUCUAAUUGCUUCACAGACUGUGACAAACUCCUUCCUGCCAUCCAAUUACCUGAGGGCAGCAAUAUAGGACCGAUUCAAUCAUCUUCAUGGAGUUUGAUCCGUGUUGCGGGCACAAGGUACUAUGAACCUUCUAAGGGCCUCCUGCAGAGCGGGUUCUCUUCUACUCAUAAAUUUCUUUCAAAAGGGACAAUAUUUCUAGAGAAACCGACAAACCUAAAUGGCCUACCAGCUUCAAAUUUGCUGCAAGGUUCUGUAAUUAGGUCAAGUUCAGAUCCCCAGGUUGAAUUUAAUGGUGACGUAGAUAGAAAGAAAACUGUGUUUUACUCUGCAGAUAUGGAGACGGGGGUGGAAAAUCAAAGAAAACUUUCAGUAAAUAGCAAAUUAGAUGACAAAAAAAUCAGUUUUGGUAGAAAUAUUCCAAAUUUUACAAUGAGAAAGCCUUUUUCUGAGGUUGUAGCCGGAUCAUCAGCUACAGAUUCUGGAUUUCCUCCCCUACAGCAGAGGAAACAGCACCCAUCAAUUUCUGAGAAAGGUUCCAGGAAAAACUGGGCGAGAGAUAGGAUUGUAGAACAGGUUCAUCCUAAAGUUGUUCAAGGAUCUCACAAAUCUGAAGAUAUGUCACCUGUUCAAGAAACUUUAAAUGGAAUGGCUUCUAAUGGUGGCCUAGAUGGUGAUCCUUUCCUACGAAUAGGAAGCAAUGUUGUCCCUGUGAAUAUUAAUGGUGCUGAAGUAGUGAAAUCUUCCAAGCAUGCAAUAGUUUAUGUUGGUUUUGAGCAUGAGUGCCCCCAUGGCCACCGAUUCUUAUUAAGUUUAGAUCAUCUCAAUGAACUAGGACCUUUGUAUUCUUUGCCUGAAGAGUCUCGUGUACCUACUGUGGAAACUUCAGACAAUAGUCUGGUUGAUCCUUCAAACUCGGGCAGAAACAGUGGCACUGGUAAAGGUCAUCGAAGAUCAAAGGACAUGGCUGUUGCUACUGCAAAUAAGUUGAGAAAUGCAGAUAAGUCAAAGGAGAUGGGGGCAAAUUGGAAUCCAUCUAUUAAUGGGCUGGUAAAGUUCUCUGGUUCAGGGAAGGAACAGAAACAGACUUCUCUCAAUGUUCCAACACGCCCCAAUUUUAUGAAAUGUCUAGAAGCGGACUUUCUUUCUAUUAGCCUUGAUGAUGGUGGAAGUGCUUUCUCCAUUUUGAAUAGAAAUUUACCAAUAUAUAUGAAUUGCCCUUACUGCCAACUCUCCAAGAACAAGAAGGAUCCACCAAAGGUCAAGUUUGCUGGCACAUUAUCACAGUUGCAGAGGAUUUUUCUGGUAACGCCUCCAUUUCCAGUUGUGUUGGCCACAUGCCCAGUUAUACAAUUUGCGGCAUCGUGCCUCCCGUCAUCAGUGUCGGACCGUGAGCAAAAGCUGCAGUUCAGCCUCGGAUGUCAAGUAGUCCUACCACCAGAGAGUUUCCUUACUCUCAAACUCCCAUUUGUGUAUGGUGUACAACUAGUGGAUGGAAAUCCAGUUCCUCUUAAUGCUUUUGAAUGUCAACCAGAAAUGACAGCCUGGAUUAUGAGGGGCACAGCCCUGCAAGUUGUUUCCAAGGCAAGUAAACUCAGGGAGGGACACCAGAAGUAGUCAGAAUUUCGAAACCUUGUAAUUUGGACAUUGCAUUGACCUAUGGAUUUUGUGAGUUCAUGGAAGCAGAUUUGAUUGACCUACUUUACCUAUACUCAGUGCAAGGAUUUGAAUGACUUUUGAAGCUGUGUUUGGUGAUUGGUGAGCUACAACCUGAAAGCUGAGGAGUUGACAGCAUUUAACCAUUGCCAUAACUUAUAACUGAAGCUGGCCGGUGCUGUCAAGCAGUCAAUUCAUGUUGCUGUGUUACGCUCGUGCGCACAUCAGUCUCCUAUACCAGAUGUUCACACACAACUAGAUAAACAUGCUUAGAAUGAUGUUCUGUUGUGCGACUUUAAUUUGUUUGGUGUUUACUGCAAUUGGUGCCUUGUUCAUGACCCAGUUGGGAACUGUCUGUAUUAUUGUUGCAACAUGGAGGCAAGGUUCCUGCUCAUGUGGACACUGAGCUGGAUUUCAUUUUAAAAUGCUAAAGGUUAAGUUGACAAAAUUGAGAGGACGAACAAAUAUGUGAAAGAAAUAGUAGAAAACAGCUGGUGGUUUUGCCAUGCCAAAGAUGAAAAUACCAGGAUGAUGGCCUGAUAUUUACUAAGAAAAAAUUGCUCUAGCAACUUGAGUACAAGCAAUUAUCCUGUUCUCGGCUUUGUUCUGUCAUUUCAUGUCCUCACUCAUAGUGCCCUUGUGGAGAAAGGGAUGCAACUGGAAAUCCUGAGGUCCUGUUCGGAGACGGUGUGAACCUAGGGAGUAUCAUUGGCCGAAGACUGGAGCCUGCUGUGUUACAGACUGAUCCCUUUCUGGGUUCUUUUUUCUGCUGUGAUAUAAACUGAUAUGUCGAGGAAAAGUAGCUCCAUUUUCUUCCAAUUUUAAACUAAUCAUUUUGCUUGAAAUGGAAUAAAAUUCACUGUGUAUUUGUUUUUCACAA
Populus trichocarpa (black cottonwood) is the source of this 4653-nucleotide messenger RNA. RefSeq lists its product as uncharacterized. The record is from RefSeq and is a predicted model, not a curated record. The transcript has 7 exons. Lineage: Eukaryota; Viridiplantae; Streptophyta; Magnoliopsida; Malpighiales; Salicaceae. Gene Ontology annotation, biological process: nuclear-transcribed mRNA catabolic process, nonsense-mediated decay. Bases 96 to 3734 code for a protein of 1212 amino acids.